Messenger RNA from Echinops telfairi (small Madagascar hedgehog), 2752 nucleotides. Its product is annotated as zinc finger protein 615-like. Bases 446 to 2662 code for a protein of 738 amino acids. Gene Ontology annotation, biological process: negative regulation of transcription by RNA polymerase II. Gene Ontology annotation, molecular function: DNA-binding transcription repressor activity, RNA polymerase II-specific. The record is from RefSeq and is a predicted model, not a curated record. The transcript has 6 exons. NCBI's taxonomy places the organism in Eukaryota, Metazoa, Chordata, Mammalia, Afrosoricida, Tenrecidae.
CUGAGAAGUUUCUGCCUGAGCGUCCCACGAGGAACAAAGAAAUAUGGCCCAGUCUGGGGAGUUAGAAAUCUCUUACUACUGUCUUGCACAUUGAAGCAUCACAAGGAAGGAUUUCAUCUUCUGACUGGGUUAUGAACCAAAUCCAUUCACCUGACUCCAAACAGGGUAUAUCCUUGAUGGAGAUCAACUUCCUGAGGCCAGAACAGGGGCCACUGUCAUGAGUCUUGCCUUGACUGGCUUUGUGUAAAGGCCCUGGACCUAUCGUCCUGCAGAUUGUGCAUCACCAGCAUCUUAGAGGAAUGAGGAAGAAGUGCCUGGUUUGGCUAUUAUUAUUUCUGGGGUGCCCUCAUGAGAGAUUCAAAUUUGUCGACAUCAUUAGAGUUGAUCCAGAUAAGACAAACAUAGAGCAUCUCAUUUGCCGGCAGUGUCCUAAGGACCAAAGAAAAUGACCACGGCUCAGGAAUCACUGACAUUCAACGAUGUGGCUGUAAAGUUCACCCGGGAGGAAUGGCAGCUCCUGAACCCGGCUCAGAAGACUCUAUAUCAGGAUGUGAUGUUGGAGAACUAUCGCAACCUGGUUUCCAUCGAGAUCCACAAAGUUGAUAAUCAUUUGGUUGAACCCUCGCAACAUGAAAGAAGUGUGGACAGAACUGAACAAUGCUAUCAAUUUAAUACAUUGGAAAAUAUUCUUCAUCAGCACAAAAAUAAUUUUCCUCUAAAGGAAAAUUAUGAGAUAUUAGGCUUACAUGAUAAAAUUGUAAAAUCAGAUUUAAUCAUUCUGGCAUUAAAUCAGAACAGUAGCAGCAAAAGAAAAAAGUCAGUUGUGUUCAAUGGAGACGAGAAAACUUUUCUCAAUAUUGAACAGGAGCAAUUUUGUACUGAAAUGAUGUUCCCUGAGUGUGAAAAAUCCAGUAGCAUGAAGUCACAAUGCAUUCAACAUCAGGAAUCUGAAAAAAUUGAGAAACAGCGCAUGGGUGAUAAAUGUGGGAAAACCUUCUUCAAGGAGUCUUUCCUCUGUGAGCAUCAGUUCAUUCAUAUUCUAGAUAAGACCUAUGAAUGCACUCAGUGUGGGCAAGAAUUCGACAAAGUAUUCACACUCACUGCACAUUCUCGAACAGCACCUAAAGGACAAAAACCAUACACAUGCUUGGAGUGUGGCAAAGCUUAUCAUAGUAAAUCAUAUCUCAAGGAACAUCAGAAAACUCAUGUGGCAGGGACCCCCUGUGUAUGCAGUGAAUGUGGGAAAGGCUUCACCAAGAACAGUGAUCUCACUGCUCAUCAGCAAACUCAUACUGGAGAGAAACCCCAUGUAUGUGGUGAAUGUGGCAAAGGCUUCAUUCAGAUUGCACAUCUCAAAAUUCAUCUACGAACUCAUACUGGAGAAACUCCUUAUGUAUGCGGUGAGUGUGGUAAAGCUUUCAGCCAGAAGCAAUCCCUAACAGCACAUCAGAUAUCUCACACAUGCAAGAAACCCCAUGUCUGUGGUGAAUGUGGAAAAGCCUUUAUCUGGAAGAACCUCACUCAUCAUCAGCGAACCCCUACUGGAGAAAAACCUAAUGUUUGUGAUGAGUGUGGUAAAGCUUUCAGUCUGAAACAAUACCUUCCAGCACACCAGACAGUUCACACAGGAAAGAAAUCCCAUGUCUGUGGUGAAUGUGGAAAAGCCUUUAGCAGGAAGACGAGCCUCACUGUUCAUCAGCGAACUCAUACUGGAGAGAAACCCCAUGUCUGUGGUGAAUGUGGCAAAGCCUUUAUCUGGAAGACUGCUCUCAUAUAUCAUCAGCGAACUCAUACUGGAAAGAAACCCCAUGUAUGUGAUGAAUGUGGAAAAGCCUUUAUCUGGAAGACGAACCUCAUUGUUCAUCAGCGAACUCAUACUGGAGAAAAACCUAAUGUAUGCAAUGAGUGUGGUAAAGCUUUCAGUCAGAAACAAUACCUUACAGUACACCAGGCAUUUCACACAGGAAAGAAACCCCAUGUCUGUGGUGAAUGUGGAAAAGCCUUUAGCAGGAAGACGAACCUCACUGUUCAUCAGCGAAUUCAUACUGGAAAGAAACCCUAUGUAUGUGAUGAAUGUGGAAAAGCCUUUGCCUGGAAGAAUGUUUUUACUGAUCAUCAGCGAACUCAUACUGGAGAAAAACCCCAUGUCUGUGAUGAAUGUGGAAAAGCCUUUAGCAGGAAGAAAAACCUCACUGUUCAUCAGCGAACUCACACUAGAGAGAAACCCUAUAAAUGUGAAGAAUGUGGAAAAACCUUUGCCUGGAAGAAUGUUCUCACUGUUCAUCAGCAAACUCAUACUGGAGAGAAACCCUAUGUAUGUGGUGACUGUGGAAAAGCCUUUACCUGGAAGAGUAAGCUCACUGUUCAUCAGCUGAUUCACACUGGAGAGAAACCCCAUGUAUGUGGCAAAUGUGGAAAAACCUUCAUCAGGAAGGAUCAUUUCACUGCUCAUCAGCGAACUCAUACUGGAGAGAAACCCCAUGUAUGUGGUGAAUGUGGAAAAGCCUUUACCUGGAAGAGUAACCUCACUGUUCAUCAGCGAACUCAUACUGGAGAGAAACCCCAUAUAUGUGGCGAAUGUGGAAAAACCUUCAUCCGGAAGGAUCAUUUCACUGUUCAUCAGCAAACUCAUACUGGAGAAAAAACCUUAUGUAUGGUGUGAGUGUAGUAAAGCUCUUAGCCAAAAGCACUGCCUUACAGCACAUCAGACAUUUCACACAGGAAAGAAACUGUUUGCAUGUAUUAAAUGUGG